Sphaerodactylus townsendi is the source of this 957-nucleotide messenger RNA. RefSeq names its product olfactory receptor 5V1-like. Gene Ontology annotation, molecular function: G protein-coupled receptor activity; olfactory receptor activity. The transcript has a single exon. Gene Ontology annotation, cellular component: membrane. The record is from RefSeq and is a predicted model, not a curated record. Gene Ontology annotation, biological process: G protein-coupled receptor signaling pathway. The coding region runs from base 1 to 957 and encodes 318 amino acids. Lineage: Eukaryota; Metazoa; Chordata; Lepidosauria; Squamata; Sphaerodactylidae.
AUGGGAAUCAGGAAUCAGACGCAGGUGGUGGAAUUUGUCUUCCUGGGUUUCUCAGGCAUUCCAAAUGGCCACGUCUACCUCUUCUUGGCAUUCUUGGCCAUCUACUUGGUCACUGUACUGGGGAACCUCAUGAUACUUAUUCUGAUUCAGCUGGACUCCAGCCUCCAUAGCCCCAUGUAUUAUUUCCUCAGCCAUCUCUCCUGCUUAGAUAUUUUCACCUCCUCUGUCACAGUCCCAAAGAUCGUGGUGAACCUCUUGCAACAACAGCAGACCAUCUCCUACAACGAGUGCAUGGCCCAGAUGUUCUUCCUGAUCUCUUUCAUGGGUGCCGAGGGUGGCCUGCUGGCCAUCAUGGCCUACGACCGCUACGCCGCCAUCUGUAAACCUCUGCAUUACUCCCACCUCAUAAACACCAAGGUGUGCACCAUACUGGCCGUUGCCACUUGGAUCUGGGGCUUUCUAGACUCCGCUCUACACACGGCACUCAGCACCAGGUUGGACUUCUGUGGAGUCAACCAGCUUCACCACAUCUUCUGCGAUCUCCCUCCACUGAUGAAAGUUGCUUGUAACAAUGCAUACAUCAAUGAACUGGCCCUCCAUAUAUCUGGAAUUUUUGUGGGUGGGGGCCCCUUCCUGUUCAUUAUUUUCUCAUACGUCUUCAUCCUGUCCUCCAUUUUGAAUAUCCGUUCCACUACUGGUAAAAGCAAAGCCUUUUCCACUUGUGCGUCUCACCUCACGGUUGUCUUCAUUUACUAUGGAAAUGCGUUACUGAACUACCAGAGGCCAAGCACGGGUUACUCCUUGGCGACGGGCACUUUGGCCUCCACCAUGUACUGUAUCAUCACCCCAAUGCUGAACCCCAUAAUUUAUAGUCUACGGAACAAGGAAGUGAACGGGGCUCUGAAGAAGGUUGUGGAAAGCUGGAGGAAAUGUCAACAUUCUCCUUCGAUCAAAUAG